This is a messenger RNA of Dentiscutata erythropus, 138 nucleotides long. Lineage: Eukaryota; Fungi; Glomeromycota; Glomeromycetes; Diversisporales; Gigasporaceae. The record is from the annotation of a GenBank genome assembly.
AUGAUAAAAAAAAUAGUGUUUAAAAAGGAUGAAGCUUUUUUUGAAAAGGAGCAAACCCCAGAAAUAGCUGAGACUAAACAAUGUGAUAUGCAAAUCGAAAUACCUGUCGUGGCCAGAAUCUGUUCUACGGAGAAGUGA